UUUUCACUAGAACUCCGAGAAUUCCUUCACGAAACUAGUCACUGGUGAGCAAAUGGAGGACUGAUUGGAUUUAGACAUUAGUACCGUUGGAUGUCAACUCAGUGGUCUAGAGGUUAAGUGUUCGCGCGUGUUAUCAAAAGUCUUGGGUUCGAGUCACACAUGUGGGAUCGUGGAUGCGCACUUCUGAGUUGUCCCAUAUUAGAAUGAAAUGGCCGUCAAGUGCUUUCGGGUUUUCAAUGAUGGUCCAACAUCAAUCGAUUCUUGAUCACGGCGGCCUGCUUGAAUACCUGGGCUACCUGUUUCUGCCAUCUAAAUAUUUCAACAAGUUAUCUGGAUUUUUUUAAUUUGUUUUAACCUAUCAUUAUGUCUGUUAAUCGCAUAACCUACACAAGCGCGUUUAUAAAAUGCUUAUGUCCUUUCGCUGCAAAAAUUACAAACAAACACAAUAAGAGACAUCGUGAUGGUUGGCAAUAUGCUUUAAAGAGAAUAAACAUCAAUCAAAUGUCGAUUCCCGAGCUACUUAACUCUAACUGUCGAUCACUAAUUAACAAGGUGGACUAUCUCCAAUUUCUGCUAAGUCAAAACAUGUAUCGUAAUUGUGGUGUCAUCACAAUUCAAGAAUCUUGGUUAACUGACUUACAGGAUGAUUGUUUAGUGUCAUUACGUGAUUUUAAUAUCUAUCGUCAGGAUCGAUCAAACAAUAAAAAGACUUGUGGUGGCGGAGUAGCUACUUUUGUAAACGUUAACUGAUGUCGAUCUACUUUUGCCUGUUUCAAGUUUUCAAACGACUUUAUUGACUGUCUAACUUUAAGGUGCCGUCCAAAACACCUGAAUAAAUACAAAUAUAUUUAUGUUACCAAUAUCUACAUGACUCCAGACUGCACAUCAUCUGCGCUAUCUGUCUUCACUGAUAAAUUUACUGAAUUCACCGUUACUGCCUUCAGUGAUUCACUUUCAAUUGUAUGUGGUGAUCUCAAUUCAGAUGACUGUAGCUUCCUUACAUCACUAGGUCACCUAAAUGUAGUAGAUUUUCCUACUCGUUUGAAUGCUCAUCUAGACUUGGUUUUCAUUAAUGAUGUGGGUACAUAUGUGACUCGCAAACGUGCUCCAUUGUCUAGUUCGGAUCACUGUAUAAUUCGUGUCUUACCUAAAGUAUAUGGUAAACAUGGAAAGAGUACACACAUACACCAUACCAAAAAAGUAAUAUACAGGAAUUACUCAGAAGAAAAUUUACGAAAUCUAAAAAACAUGUUUCGUACGACCAACUGGGAAGUACUUACAGAUGACUCAAUAGAAAACACAACGGAUGUUAUCACCUCUUAUCUUAAAUUCUGUCUUGAUAUUUGCUGUCCUACCGAAACCUUCUUUUUAAGUUUUGAUCGACUUACAUCUCCACGACUAAAACGACUACGGAGGGUAAAAGAAAGGAUGUACAAGGAGAAAAAUACUAUUGAAUUUCGUAAGUUAAAUGAUCAAAUAAACCAAGAGAUUAGACGUCUCAAUUGUGUGUUCACUCAAAAACCCCUAUCUUGUAGAAGCUCUCCAAGUAUGUGGAAACUCUUUAAAGAAAUUACAGGGGACAGGCAGACUAGAAGCGAUAACCAGCUAAAUGUUUAUGACUUAAAUAAGUCCUUUAUUCAUCAGUCAUCUGACAUCAUGCUCCCUAUAUCCAAGGGUUUGAAGAAUAAUUGUGUCCCCAGUUUCACUGAAAAUGAUGUCCGGAAAUGUCUCCAGUCUCUGAAUUCAUCCCAAUGUUUAGGACCUGAUGGUAUCCCAAACCUCCUUUUUAAAAAAAUGUGCUGAUGUUUUAUGUUAUCCAUUAACGAAUAUCUUUAACAGAUCCUUCUCAACUAAUGUCUUACCUAAAAUGUGGAGAAAGAUAAAAGUAAUCCCUAUACCUAAGAAAGCUUCUGGUGAUAAAAAUGCGAAACUUAGACCCAUAGCAAUAACCCCACCUUUCCUCAAAAUAAUGGAAA
Messenger RNA from Schistosoma rodhaini, 1976 nucleotides. The record is from the annotation of a GenBank genome assembly. NCBI's taxonomy places the organism in Eukaryota, Metazoa, Platyhelminthes, Trematoda, Strigeidida, Schistosomatidae.